GACGGACACAACCCAAGCGAAUACCGCAGUCGGAAAGCGGUCGUGAUCGUUGAACCUACAGGACAUAUUUAUGGAGCGCACUGUACAGCAAUACAAAAUGAAGUAGAUCAAUGUAGAGGAGUAUGUUUGCCUUUUAUUAAAAUCAUUAGCACUAGACUGCAUUUCAAUCUAUCUACGACCCCACGAGCUGUGCUGCCUUUUGUCGCUGGGAAAACCGAAGGAGGAAAGGAUUUAUCAACAAGUUCCCACCAUAAGCUCGGGUCAGCUGUGAUCUCCAUGGUCGUGCAGGCAGCUGAUGGACGAACAGGCCCUCCGUCAGCCCAUGCUCAUGGUCUCCAGGCUGCCCAAGUUUGGCUCCCGGCCCCCAGGGGGCGCCCACCAGCCCGUGCACAACGGCUCCGCCAUCCCCUCCGUACCCGUGGGGGGCAAAGCGCUGGCGCCGCCGCGGCAGAAUGGCAUCGUGCGCCCGCCCCCCACCCUCUCCUACAAGUGGAAGGAGAAGGUGGAGCCUGAGGAGAGCAGAGGCGGAGCCUAUCGUCCCCAGCAACAGCCGAGGGCACCAAUCACGGUGCGGGAGAUCAAGAGGCCGACGGCUCCCAUGGCGAUGCCAGCGCGCCAGCGCCCCGCCUCGUCCGUGCCCGGCCCCUUCUACAGAGCGGCGCAUCAGCCCGCCCCUCCCUCGCGCCGCGUGCCCAGUUACGGCCUGUCCAACGGCUUGACCGCGGGCACCGCGCACGACGGCCUGUCCCAGUCCAGCGACAGCCUCCGCCUGCUGCCGCCCGACAACAUGGUACGCUCGCAGAGCUUCAGUCACAUGACGCGGGCGGCAGCCUCAGCGGGCGCCCCCAUCCCCCGCUCCUACUCCUUCAACCAGGAGCUGCCCCGACCCAGCGCCCGCCUGGCAUCGUCUGCCCGCUCCUCCCUCGCCAUGCCCAGCACCACCCCCAUACUCAACGGAGCCAGCAGGGGGGGCAAGGCCCCGGGCAUUGCUCGUGCCUACCCAGUGGGCCACCUACUGCUGGCCCCAGCCAAUCAGAAGAAGCCUCUGCUCCCUGCACCGGCCCCUAGCAAGCCCUCGGCGCUCAGCUAUAGGCUGAUGAGGCCGUCACUCAUCCGACAGCCCCGCCCCACACCCAUCGGACGGGCACAGGAGGAGCCGGUGAAGGAGCAGAAGGAGGGAUCACAGGGGGUAUCUGCGGAGGAGGGCCUUGUUGCCCCACACCCCAACUGCCCCAGGAAGAGCUCGGCGAGCCCCACUGCUCCCCCCACAGAGCUCUCAGCCCUGCCAGCCCAGCCCAAAGCAGAAGAGGCCAGAGCAGACGAGCUCAGAGAUGAAGAUGUCCGAGCAGAGGAGGCCAGAAUAGAGGAUGCCAGAGAUGCGGAUCAAACGGAGCUUGAGUCCCUAGAUGAGUUCAGACUAGAUGAGAUGAGAGUAAUGGAUUGCAGAGAAGACGAGUCCAGGCCAGAUAGCCCCACAGUACUGCAUCCUGAACUAGACCAGCCUGAAGCAGACGAACCCAGAGCAGCAGAUCUCAGUAUAAUCAAGACCAGAGCAAUCGACCCCAGAGCGGAUGAACUAUCACCUGACGAGUCCAACGCCGAUGACGCCAGUGCUCGGGCAGACGGGGGCGAUGUCCAGGAGUCCUCCCCAGACGAGAGCGCUGAUGCGGGGGCCGAGAGGGCGGGGGGUCUCCCUGAGCUCUGCGUUACCUCGGCGACGGGGGAGACCCUGGAGGACAUGUCCCUGUCCUCCACCUCCUCCCUGGAGCGCACCAACGACGACACCAGCGAGGAGUACAUCGACGACUUCGAUAACCUAGGCAACGGAGGCGGGGUGCUGCUGCUUCCUCCCGCCCACGACGACGGGCUCGUCCAAUCGGAUCCGCUGUCGGAGGACAACACGCCGGCCAGCCGGCAGCAGGACGUGUGCUCCGUGACCAGCCUCCACAGCUUCCUGUCCGAGUCCGUGGACUGGGGAGAGAUGGGACUCACCGGUGGUAAGGAGGCGUUCUCGGUGCCAGGUGUGGGGGUGUCGUCGGACGGCGUGUUCCGUGACGGCUCGUCUCUGGACCUGUCCCCCUCGGACAGCUCGGGAGCCACCUACAUGUGGGACGACGAGGACGGCCUGGAGCCUCUAGGGGGCGCUAUGAUCCCCUGCCACAGCUACGACUCCGACCUCAACAGCAUGCAGAGAGGGCGUUCUGGAGACGCUGGGCAGUCUAGAUGUUCUGGAGGGGCUGGACGUUCUGGAGGAGCUGGACGUUCUGGAGGUGGACCACGUGUCUCUGGACGAGCUCACGCUGCAGCACAUGGCCCAGGACUGCACCUCCGUCAAGAACCAGCUGCUGCAGCUCAAACAGCUGCUACAGGUGGAGGAGGCUGACUGCAUUGAUGAGGGCGUGGCCUCAUCUGACGCUUUCACUCCAGACUUAUCUGAGGAGGUCAGCUGUGACCAGCAGGUGCAGGAGCUGCUGAUCGAGGUGCAGAAGCUGAGAGAUGAGUUGAGGAACAAAGACAAGAUGAUAGCCCAACUUACCCAACAAAUGCAGAGUGUACCUGAGGAGGUGGAGGCCAGCAGGUGUUCUUGUCCCCUGAAGUCCGAGAUCCAGAUGGGCACCAGACCCCUGCACCAAGAUGGCACCACUCAAACACCAUGGAGAGGACACGCGGGCCUGCUGCCCGCCUCUCUCCUGCCCCCCUGGCUCUGCCCAAAGCAGGCCUACCCGCGGGCACGCCUGCCCGUCCUCCACCGACAGACCUCAGACUCUACCGCCUUCCAGAGCCGCUUGUGGCCCCCAUUCCCCUCAGAGUGCACUAGUGGCCCCCCCACACACACAGACCCCCAGCGCUCCCCAGGGGGGGGUCACCACCGCCACCACCGCCAUCACCAUCGCACGUCCAGCCAAGUCCCAGUCCUGCCCUCCGUCCAGCCUCAGCGCCCCCCCAUCCAGCGCGCCCGAGACCGCCGCACCCCAACACCACCCGCACCCCCACCACCACCGGCCCAGCGGGAGGAGAGGGAGGGGUCGAGCGGCCGGCCCCCCCAGACCGGAGCGCGCUCACAGAGGAGACGGACGCAGCAGCGGCCCCCACCCCAGCGCAUCUCCCCAGCGCCCGGCUCGCCCCCCCCACCGCAGAGAGUGGGGCUCAGCAGCGUCUCCCCCGGCAACAGCCCCCCCCCCGCCAGAGGACUGCCCAGCUUCAGCUCCGCCCCCCAGGCCUGUCUGCCCGCCCACGUGGCGCCCGCGCCCACCCCUGGCAUGGGCAGCGCCCGCUCGGCCCUGGUGCCACCCAGAGGGUACAGACAGGUGCCCGUCUCCCCGCCCAGCCCCGCUAGGGACCUGGAGAACGGAGACCCCGCGCGUACAUCUGACCCUUGGGACUGUGACCAGGAGACCCCGCGGGAGUGCUGCAGCGUGACUGCCUCUGUGCACAACACCAGGCCUCCUGCAGGGACGAAUGGGGACACACGGACCAACGUUAAUCCAUUUUUGGCAAACCUCUGUUAA
Sardina pilchardus (European sardine) is the source of this 3509-nucleotide messenger RNA. It is a transcript of the gene ccser2b, whose product is annotated as coiled-coil serine-rich protein 2b. The record is from RefSeq and is a predicted model, not a curated record. Gene Ontology annotation, molecular function: microtubule binding. Gene Ontology annotation, cellular component: microtubule cytoskeleton. Gene Ontology annotation, biological process: microtubule bundle formation. NCBI's taxonomy places the organism in Eukaryota, Metazoa, Chordata, Actinopteri, Clupeiformes, Clupeidae.